Danaus plexippus (monarch butterfly) is the source of this 732-nucleotide messenger RNA. RefSeq names its product cytochrome P450 4c3-like. The transcript is spliced from 6 exons. The coding region runs from base 1 to 732 and encodes 243 amino acids. Lineage: Eukaryota; Metazoa; Arthropoda; Insecta; Lepidoptera; Nymphalidae. Gene Ontology annotation, molecular function: monooxygenase activity; oxidoreductase activity, acting on paired donors, with incorporation or reduction of molecular oxygen; heme binding. The record is from RefSeq and is a predicted model, not a curated record.
AUGUUCCUGUUAAUAUUGCUGUGGACGUUGGUAUUUCUAUUUUGGAUGUGGUUAAAAAGAGAUACAAAUAAAGAUGAACCACCAACAUUGGUUAAUUUAGACUGGAGAAAAAUACAUCGUAUUACAGCCGAUACUGAGGGCUUCUGGAAUCUUAUAAAAGAGAUGAGCCGAGAGUGUCAAAAACUAGAUGGAGUUAUGAAAGUGCCAUUAGGUCCUCGAACCAUAUACGUUCUAACAGACCCUGAAGAUUGUUUGACUGUGUCAAAUGCGUGCUUACAUAAGGAUCGUGUUUAUGACUUCGCAAAAAACUGGAUUGGAAAUGGUCUCAUCACUGCGUCUUUGCCUAUUUGGAAAAUACAUCGAAAAGUAUUAGAUCCACUCUUCAGUGCUCGUCUAUUGAAUAACUUUAUGGAGGUAUUCAACAGUCUUUCGCGUGUCCUUAUCAAAAAUCUAGAAGUAGAAGUUGAGAAAGGACCCUUUGAUCCCUAUGUUUACUCAAGACGGCACGCUUUGGAAUUAAUAUGUAUGAUUUCUUUUGGAACGAAAUUAAUGGACAACAUUGAAUGCAAAAAUAAAUACAUGGAGAAGGUAGAAAAGAUAACGAAUGUUUAUAUAUCUAGAGUACAGGUUAUUUUGUUACAUAGUAAUUUUUUGUACAGUUUUUCAAGUUUAAAGAAGAAAGAAGACGAAUAUAUUGAGACACUGAGUAAUAUUACAAGCACAACAGUGUAA